This is a messenger RNA of Hirsutella rhossiliensis, 303 nucleotides long. RefSeq lists its product as uncharacterized. NCBI's taxonomy places the organism in Eukaryota, Fungi, Ascomycota, Sordariomycetes, Hypocreales, Ophiocordycipitaceae. The coding region runs from base 1 to 303 and encodes 100 amino acids. The transcript has a single exon. The record is from RefSeq and is a predicted model, not a curated record.
AUGCAACAGACAGCGGCCUUGGAUAAGUACGAACAGAGAUACGGCCCGGCUCUCGAAAACGAUGGACCAUACCAGCACCGACGAGUGGCAACGGAAGCACAGCCGGCCCAAAUCCAGGGGCAAGUCGAAGGAAUACAACCACAGCUGCAGAUACAGGGCAAGAGAAUACGCGGACCACUACGGGCUAGGACUAAUGGCGACGCCCCGUCGAUAGUAACGGCACCAGACCCUAUAGACGACGGCCCUACGAUCGUUGUAGGGGACCAGGAACAGGAAAAGGGCACCAGCGCCAGAGAGGAGUAG